Macrosteles quadrilineatus (aster leafhopper) is the source of this 2534-nucleotide messenger RNA. Its product is annotated as pleckstrin homology domain-containing family A member 3-like. Gene Ontology annotation, cellular component: trans-Golgi network; recycling endosome; early endosome. Gene Ontology annotation, biological process: endosome organization; retrograde transport, endosome to Golgi; receptor recycling. The transcript has 7 exons. The record is from RefSeq and is a predicted model, not a curated record. Lineage: Eukaryota; Metazoa; Arthropoda; Insecta; Hemiptera; Cicadellidae. The coding region runs from base 197 to 850 and encodes 217 amino acids.
UGUGAGGUGGUAUGCAUGCGUGUAAUUUGAGCUUGAGUUAUGAGUUGAGUUGUCAAUGUUGACUCCACUCGUCCUCAUAUGUAAACUGUAAAGGCCUACCUAAGCUUAGAUGAUUCCACUUUAUGAAAUGUAUGAUUAAAAAUGGAAUUAAGUUCAAAUAGUUGAAGUGGUAUAAUCUUACUUGUGUGCAAUAGAAAUGGAAGGAGUGCUUUGGAAAUGGACUAAUUACUGGAACGGCUGGCAAACAAGGUGGUUCAUACUAGAGGAUGGAAUUUUGUCAUACUACUUGUCCCAAGAAGAGGUCAGCCAAGGUUGCAAAGGGUCUAUGAAAGUGUCAGCAUUAGAAAUAAUGGUGAACAGUGUUGAUCAGACUAGAAUGGACUUGGUGGUUCCUGGGGAGAAACACAUAUAUCUGCGAGCUGCUUCAUCUCAAGAGCGGCAACAGUGGCUGAUAGCUCUGGGCAGCUCCAAGGCCUGCCUUACCACCAAGCAUCGCAAAGAGUCAGUGGUGGACUCAACACCUGAUUCCCUAAAAACAAAGAAGUCUGAGCUAAGGUUGUACUGUGACUUGCUGAUGCAACAGGUGCAUAUGAUCAAGACUGCGGCUGCCAAUGAUCAAGAGCCAGAUAUACAGAAGCUCUCAGAAGGCAGCUGUUUACUUACAGCUACAUGUGAUACAUUCAUUAAAACACUAGAGGACUGCAUGCGACUGGUCCAAUCAGCCUCUAGUCCGCUUGAUUCCUCUGACAACAUCUCUUACUUCAGUAAACCUAAGAAAAACUUGAGGCAUUCAGUGCAUCAUGUCAAUGAUGACUUCAAAGCUGGCCGGCACAAACUCAAUAAAGGCUGAUCUUCUCCAACGAGAUUCUGUCUGGCUGAGCCCUUCCUCUACGUUAUUUCCCUGGGCUCUUUCUCAACAUAAGUAUUAUUAGUUUUAUUUAAUAUAACGAUAUGCAGGAUAUUAUAAUAUACUUAAAUAAGAAGUAAUAUUAUUUGUAAUUGUUAUUAUUAUUUUUUAAUAGUUUGAUGCUUUAAAUGUAUCAAGUUUUUAAGCAAGGAUAUAAAUCAAACCGAAAGAAUACCAGUACUUAAAAUAAUUUAUAUUGUUUUUAAGCUUAUGAUGCCUACUUUGUGGUAUUUUGUUCAAUAAUUUAAUUUUUAUUUGAAUUUUUACUUAAUUUAUAAAAGUUAUGUUUAUGUCUUAUUAUUACUCUGGAUACAAAUUUUAUAUCAGUAAUUUAACAGUAGUUGACCUCCAGUUAAUUGCAAUGCAAAAGGUUAGUAUAAGCAGAUUAUAUCAAAUAUUGUUGUCUUGAAAUGCCCAUGUUUUAAGGUAACUACCAUUUAAUCAUGUUGCACUUCGAACCAUUUUUUAAAGCAGGAGGUUUGUACUUACAGUAAGUUGCAAAACUGUAUUGAGGUAUAUUGAUGAAUAAUGGUGUUUGAGGACAAUCUGAUUUUGUUUCUUCUAUCUUAAGUAGAUAUAAUAAUAACCCUAAUACUUUUCUAAACAACCUUUAUUUUUUCAAUAUUUUUAGAAAUGUUGACCCCCCAAAGGAAUCUUAGGGGCAUAAUCUGAUUUUGAACAUCUGUAAGUAAAUAUCUGAUUUUGGAGUAAAGUAAAUAAUUUUGUAGUCAAAAACCAUCUGAAUCAUUACAUUUUAAUGUUUAUGGAUUCUUAUUUAUUUAGUGAAAUAGAUUUUGACAUUUAACGUUAUGGUACAGAAAACCCUGACUAACCAAAAUAAAGUGGGAAAAGCCAGUUUGGAUAGCCUAUUUUUUUGUGUGAAUCAUUGUUAGGAAUUUUAAGACUGAGUCUAUUCAAAGAGAUCUGCAACAGUGAUUUUUACGUGUAAUUUUAACUAGCUGUUACCCACGGGCUCCACCCCGUUUUACUACAUUAGUAUUAAUAAAACUAUUGAUUGGUUAAGUUAAGAUGAAAUAAACAAAACAGAAUACAGUAAUGGUAAUACAAACAAAUAAUAACAGCUGAGGUAUUUUUAAUAGGUAAAUGGAAAGUUCCCUUUGGAAAGCAAUUACGACCGUAUAGGGCAAUUUAUGAAAUAAUGGAUAAUUUUGCGCAAGGUUUCUCAUCAUGACGAACAUUUUAAGUAUAUGGUUUAUGGGAGUGUGACCUUGCAGUUUUCUCAAAAGUUCAUGGGUACUUUUGGCUUUAUAUAUAGAUUGUUGUCAUUUUAAAUUCUUUAACUGUAUGGAAAAAAAAAAUUAUUUAUUAAAAUAAUUGACAUUUGUUUUCUGAACUUAAGCUAAGUUUAACUGAACUUAACCGGUUUUCAGUUUAACAGGUUGCGGUUAAAACAGGGUUUUACUGUACUUGUUACCAAAAAAACUAGAACGAAUUAUAUUAAUUGUAAAUGUGAAUUUGAUGUUUUUCAUUUAUUUCAUGGGUUAGAAUAUAGCAUUAAUGUUAUUUAUUGUUUUAUACAGUACUAUCCUUUUUACUUUUGAAAUAAUUGAUGUUUUGUAUUUCUUUUUAAUAAUCUAACUAAUAAACAUAUGACUCCUGGUUUCAA